Molecule: messenger RNA, 5295 nt
Organism: Siniperca chuatsi (mandarin fish)
Lineage: Eukaryota; Metazoa; Chordata; Actinopteri; Centrarchiformes; Sinipercidae
Gene: actn4
Product: actinin, alpha 4
Exons: 25
Coding region: 354-3176 (940 amino acids)
Biological process (GO): actin cytoskeleton organization; muscle cell development
Cellular component (GO): cell junction; cell projection; cortical actin cytoskeleton
Molecular function (GO): calcium ion binding; actin filament binding
Source: RefSeq, a predicted model, not a curated record
GCGGCUGCAGCCUGUAGGAGCGGCCGGCCCGUCCCUCCCAGCAGCCUCCAGCUCGCAGGGAAAGCUUUUCUUCUCACAGCAGCAGCGGGGCUUUUCUGACUGCACACGCCGGAUAUUCAUCAUUUAAAAAAACCCAAAAAAACCCAAAAAAAAACAACGAAAAACACACACACUCGCUGCUGAAAUCAGCGAGAGAAGAAAGACGCCUUCCCGGGUCGCGUAUCCCUCCCCAGCUCCCACCUCUCUGAUUGGGACCGUCGUUGCUUUUUUCAUUUUUAUGUUUUAUUUUUGUACGUGUGCCCCCCCCUGACAGUAGGCUAUAUCUGUGGCGCACUCAGGUUUCUUAGGCUGAUAUGGUAGAUUACCACGCUGCUAAUAACCAAUCCUCGGCCGGCGGGGUUCAGACCUACAUGGAGCAAGAGAAUGACUGGGACCGGGACCUGCUGCUGGACCCGGCCUGGGAGAAACAGCAGAGGAAGGAAGCAGAGGGGGGAGAAAAGAAGACGUUCACGGCGUGGUGUAACUCCCAUCUGCGGAAGUCCGGAACGCAGAUCGAAAACAUCGAGGAGGACUUCAGGGAUGGGCUCAAACUCAUGCUGCUGCUGGAGGUCAUCUCAGGCGAACGGUUACCCAAGCCUGAGCGAGGCAAGAUGAGGGUCCACAAGAUCAACAAUGUGAAUAAAGCCCUGGACUUCAUUGCCAGCAAGGGAGUCAAACUGGUCUCUAUUGGAGCCGAGGAAAUCGUGGACGGAAACGCCAAGAUGACCCUUGGAAUGAUCUGGACCAUCAUCCUCCGCUUCGCCAUCCAGGACAUCUCUGUGGAAGAGACCUCUGCGAAGGAGGGUCUUCUCUUGUGGUGCCAGAGGAAGACCGCUCCCUACAAGAAUGUCAAUGUGCAGAACUUCCACAUUAGCUGGAAGGACGGUCUCGCCUUCAACGCUCUGAUCCACAGACACAGACCGGAUCUCAUCGAUUAUGACAGCCUCAGAAAGGAUGACCCAGUGACCAAUCUGAACAACGCCUUUGAGGUGGCUGAGAAGCACCUGGACAUCCCCAAGAUGUUGGACGCAGAAGACAUCGUGGGUACGCUGAGGCCAGAUGAGAAGGCCAUAAUGACCUAUGUAUCCUGCUUCUAUCACGCCUUCUCUGGCGCACAGAAGGCUGAGACAGCCGCAAAUCGUAUUUGCAAAGUGCUGGCUGUCAACCAGGAGAACGAGCAGAUGAUGGAGGACUAUGAGAAACUGGCCAGUGAGCUGUUGGAGUGGAUCCGUCGCACCAUCCCCUGGCUGGAGAACCGAACCCAAGAGAAGACCGUAAAUGAUAUGCAGGCGAAACAGGAGGACUUCAGAGACUACCGCUGUGUCCACAAACCACCCAAGGUCCAAGAGAAAUGUCAGCUGGAGAUCAGCUUCAACACUCUGCAGACUAAACUGAGACUCAACAACAGACCUGCCUUCAUGCCGUCAGAGGGACGCAUGGUCUCUGAUAUCAAUGGAGCGUGGCACACUCUGGAAGGAGCAGAAAAAGGCUACGAGGAGUGGAUCCUCAGCGAGAUCAGACGUCUGGAGAGACUGGAACACCUGGCGGAGAAGUUCCACCAGAAGGCUGCCAUCCAUGAAUCCUGGACUGAUGGUAAGGAGGCCAUGUUGACACAGAAAGACUAUGAGACUUCCACCCUGUCAGAAGUCAAGGCGUUGCUACGGAAACACGAGGCCUUUGAGAGCGACCUGGCAGCCCAUCAGGACAGAGUGGAGCAGAUCGCCGCCAUUGCACAGGAACUCAACGAGCUGGACUACUACGACUCCGCCAGCGUCAAUGCUCGCUGUCAGAAGAUCUGUGAUCAGUGGGACGUCCUGGGAACCCUCACCCAGAACCGCAAAGGGUCACUGGAGAGGACAGAGAAGCAGCUGGAGUCGAUAGAUGAGCUUUACCUGGAGUACGCCAAGAGAGCGGCGCCCUUCAACAACUGGAUGGAGGGAGCUAUGGAGGACCUGCAGGACAUGUUUAUCGUCCACAAUAUUGAGGAGAUCCAGGGUCUGAUCACAGCCCACGAGCAGUUCAAGUCCACCCUGGCGGAGGCCAACAAGGAGCGGGAGGCCAUCCAGGCCAUCCAGUCUGAGGUGCAGAAGAUCGCCCAGAGCAACGGCAUCAAGCUGAGUGGAGCAAACCCCUACACCACCAUCACACCUGAGAGCAUCGACAGCAAAUGGGAAAAGGCGAUGAACAUGGUGCCGCUGCGUGACAACGCCCUGCAGGAUGAGCUUAACAAACAGAACUCCAACGACACUCUGAGAGCCAAGUUUGCCACUCAGGCCAACACGGUCGGCGCCUAUAUACAGGCCAAAAUGGAGGAAAUUGGCAGGAUAUCCAUCGAAAUGAACGGCACUCUGGAGGACCAGCUGACCAACCUGAAGGAGUACCAGAAGAGCAUCAUGUCUUACAUGCCUGAAAUCAACACGCUGGAGGGAUACCACCAGCUCAUCCAGGAGGCCCUCAUCUUUGACAACCAAUACACUUCCUACACGAUGGAGCACCUCCGUGUGGGUUGGGAGCAACUGCUGACCACCAUCGCCCGAACCAUUAAUGAAGUCGAGAACCAGAUCCUGACGCGUGACGCCAAGGGCAUCAGCCAGGAACAGCUCUAUGAGUACCGCGCCUCCUUCAACCACUUUGACAAGACUUUACAAGGGGGUGAGAGAGGAGCCAAGCGUGACCACAGCGGGGCCCUGAUGGCCGAGGAGUUCAAGGCCUGUUUGAUCAGUCUGGGCUAUGAUGUGGAGAACGACAAGCAGAAGCGCUCAGGACAGAUGGUCUCAGAUGAUUUCCGGGCCCUACUCAUUUCUACAGGAAACAGCCUGGGCGACAGCGAGUUUACUCGCAUCAUGGGCAUAGUGGACCCCAACGGCAGCGGUGCUGUCACCUUCCAGGCCUUUAUUGACUUCAUGUCCAGGGAAACAACCGACACAGACACAGCAGACCAGGUCAUCGCCUCCUUUAAGAUCCUGGCCGCUGAUAAGAACUUCAUCACGGCCGAGGAGCUGAGAAGGGAGCUCCCCCCUGACCAGGCGGAGUACUGCAUCGCCCGCAUGGCGCCCUACACAGGGCCUGACGGCGUCCCCGGAGCCCUUGACUACAUGUCCUUCUCCACCGCCCUGUACGGAGAGAGCGACCUGUAGAGGAGGCAAGAGGAAGAGGAGGGCUGGAUAGACAAAGGAGGGAGAGGAGGAAGGGGGGGGGAGGGAGGUAGAGAGUUUUUCUGUGUGCAGAGGAGAUGCCAGGAAAUCAAGCAUUUGGAAGAAUUUGAGUGGUGGUUAUGAGGUGCCCCUGAGCGUGCCAGGUUAGAAAUCAUCAGACCUUUUUAAGACUCGGAGCUUGUUGAUUUAACUGUAGUUAGGUUUGGCCUCUGCCGAAUGUUUUCCAGCUCCGUUAUGUCAUAAACAGAUCGAGAGUAAUCAAGGUCAAUUUGUCUCGAAGGUUUAUAUGAACAGGCAUAUCCAGGGGCAGCUGUGGGACAGGGGGACGGUUGCUCUGUAGUGUGGGUCCUUAGCUUCACCCUCUCUGCCUUUGUGGGGUCAAACAGGGGAGGGACAGGGGUUAGGACUGGGGGGGACACAAGCUAAUCUGAUUAUGCUAAUUUUUGUUUAUUUUAUUAUAAUUUUUUUCUUCUUGCCAGGGGGGUUCAGGGCACAAGGUGGGGGGCAGGACGGUGUGGGGUUUGAUGUGACGACUGGCGAGGUUUGUGUAUUAGAUCCUAGAGAGAUAUUUACUGCGGGGUCAGGAGGGUGGGAGGGGGGUGCUGACCAACCAGAGAUAAAAUUACAUAUUUACCCAUAAUUCCCAUGUUGAUGGAUAAGGUGGCCUGUCUAACCUCAGCUCUUUUCCUCCUCGUGUCUUUGUUUAUUUCUUUAUUUGUUUAUUUUCUGGAGCAGGUGGGGUGGGGACGGUGGUCAGUGCAGGUGGGAGGGCGGGGCUCAGCGCUGUACAUACUUAUUUUUUCAGUGCAAAGAAUGACACACACAGUCCCAGUUGUUGAGAAUAAUCAAUAGCAGGUUUUCCAGUAGGGCAAAGUAGAGUGACAUUUAUUAAAAAAAUAAAAUAAAAUGACAAAACACAGAAAUGUAUAAGCCAAUGACAGUGACACAGAGAGAGCAGUUUCACCAGUGGAUAGGUUUGAGCUUCCAGACGUCUUUUCAGGGGGUUUUUCUUUUAGCAGUGGAAAAUACUAAUGGAAAAAGUUGGUCGCCAUGAAGUUGAGGCUCGUGUACCUAAAGGCCUUCUCCUGUAUAAAUCCCAUGACAGGCAAACACCAUAGUUAUCCACAAAUAUUUGCUUCUGUGAAACUAUUCUCCUCCUGGGUUGGGCAUCAGGUGCUUAUUUAAAUACAAAAACUAUACAUUUGUAUGAUAGGUUAGACUGCAGUAGUCAAAGUUAGUCCAGUUUUAUAUACCAGAAUCGCGCGCGCACACACACACAUACAGAAAUAUAUACACGUCAUGUCAUGGAUGCAUUUGAUUGGCUGAAUGAAGGUUCUCGCACUUCCUGCAUUUUUAGCGUUACCGUGGUAACACGCUGUGGAGAGAUCCCCAUGUGACUUUUGGAAAAAUGGUUUGAGUAAUAAAAUAAAAUAAACGUGCCUAUUGGUGGCUACAGCCCUGUCCCCCUCUCUCUCUCUCUCUUACUUUCUCCCUACCUCACGCUCCCACUUCCUCCCCCUUCUCUCCCCCAUCCCUCCAUCCCCUCAUUUGUCUCCGAAGAAAAGGGAAAGAAAAUGUACUGCAAGGAAGGAGGGAGGGGAAAUUGGGGAGGGAGGGAUUUUGUGUAAACAUUCCAUUAUGUGCAAAUAAAAAAAUAUUAAAAAAGGAGAUUGUUAUGUUAAAAAAAAAAACAACAACAAAAAGCUAUGCAAUCAUAAUGUGUUCAAUAUUUGAGUUCUGGGGAAAGUUAUGGGCAUCAAUCAGGCCCUUUCUGAGAAAGUUUCCUGUCUAAAUUAAACCGAGGAUAACAUUUCUCCAGUGUGUGUUGGCUGUUAGAGGGAGAGGAGGGGGAGACAGGGAGGGACAGACAGGGAAGGAACUGAGCAGAAAAGACUAGGACCAAAAGCUUGUGUUUCUUUUUUUUUUCUUUCUCUUUUGUUCCCUGCAAGAUUGGAGAGAAAUUAACUCUGGAAUUGUGAUUUUCCUUUUUUUGUACUCUUUAAUAUCAAACCUUAUCUGCUGUACUGGAAACUGCAACGCCUUCUGUCUCUAAUGAUAAGUGAGUUUCACAAAGCACACAUAAAAGUUUCCUUACAAAAUA